AUGGGAUUUCAAAAUAGAGAUUCUCAGAUGUCUGGUAGUAGAGGUCGUGGUGAUUUUCGUGGUGGUAGAGGUGGUUCAAAUUCUAGAGGAGGUUUUAGAGAUAGAAAUAAUUCCAGUUUUGACAAAAGAAGUGACUUUAAUAAAUCUCCUAGAAGUUUUAGCAAUGAUAGAGGAGGUAUGAGAGGUAGAGGAAAUGACAGAGGAGGCUUUAGAGGCCGUGGCAAUGAUAGAGGUGGUUUUAGAAGUCGUGGUGGAGACAGAGGUGGUUUCAGAGGUCGCGAUAAUGACAGAGGUGGUUUCAGAAGUCGUGGUGGAGACAGAGGAGGCUUCAGAGGCCGUGGCAAUGAUAGAGGUGGUUUUAGAAGUCGUGGUGGAGACAGAGGUGGUUUCAGAGGUCGCGAUAAUGACAGAGGUGGCUUCAGAAGUCGUGGUGGUGACAGAGGAAAAUUUGGCGAUAGAAAUGGUCGCGGUGGAAAAUUUGGUAAUGAUAAUCGUAAAAGAAAAUUUCAAAAUGAGGAUGAACAAUUUAAAGUAGUUGAUAGUGAAUAUAACCCACUAAAUAAUGACGUUGAAAGUGAAGAUGAAUUUGAAACAUCUACUAAAUAUGCUAAAAUUGAAAAUGAGCAUUCAGAACUUGUAAAGCUUGCCAAAAAGAUGGGUGGUAAAGCUAAUGCUAAUAAAGAAAAAAAAGCUAUUGUUUCAUUCGAUGACAAUGAAGAGAAAAUGGAUGAGAGUGACAAUGAUGUUGAAGAUUCAGAUGAAGAACUAGUUGAAGAAGAGAUUGAUGAGGAGAUAAUUGAAGACGAAGAAGAGUUGGUAGAAAAUGAGGAAUUAGCAGAAGACGAAGAAUUAGGAGAGGAUGAGGAAUUAGAAGAGGGUGAAGAGUUGAUAGAGGAUGAAGAGGUUUCUGACGAAGAAGCAGAAGUUUCUGAAGAUGACUCUGAAAUAACAAAAACUCCAACUAAGGUAGUAGCUCAAAAUGGAAAUGGAAAAGUUAAAAAGGACGAGUCAUCUGAUGAUGAACCAGUUAUUCCUAAGAAAUUACCUGUUUCUGAAAACAAGUCUUCAUCUAAAUUUUCAAAAACUGUCGAGGAAUUACUUGGAGAAGAUAUGAAACGUCGUGAAGAACGCGAAAAAUGUACUUUAAGAAUUAAGACUCUUCCUCUUGAUACAACGGUUGAGGAAAUAAAGAAGUUGGUUCCAUCUUCAGUAUCUGUUAGAUUCACCAGAAAUAAAAAGAAAUGUAGUUGCUACUUAGUUUUUAAAACUGAAGCUAUUUGUAAGAAAGUACUUAAAGAAAUAUCUUCUAAAGAAAUCAGAGGUUGUAAAAUGGAAUCUCAUUGGUUGGGAAUCCGCGAUGUUCAGGGUCAAAAUAAAUUAUCAAAACAACCGUUAAAUCCAUUCGAAUUAUAUAUUGGAGGAAUGGCUAGUUUCACUCCAAAAUCUGCUCUCGAGAAAGCUUUUCCAGACGGUACUGUUAACAUUCAAACUGAUCCUCGUGGUGAACAGAAGAAUUUUGCAUUUGUUAAAUACACUACUGAACAAGCUGCCUAUAAUGCUUUUAAGAAGAAUUCUAAUUUGAUUUUAAAUAAUCAAUUGGUUGAUGUUUUUUAUGGAAGAUCAUGGAGUAUACCAACUAAAGUUCAAGAUGAUGCUUCAAAGACAGAUGUUGAGGUAGAAGAAAAGAAUGUUAAUGAUACCAAAAAAUCAAAGAAAGAGGAUUUGGUUGAAUUAAAUAAAAAAAGUGAAAAAUCACUUGAGUCAUCUCGUCUAAGAAAUGAUUCUGACACAUCUUCAAUUGAAAGUAUUGCUUCUUCAGGUGAAGGUAUAGUUGAAGUUGAAGGUGAGGAGGAUGAAGAUGAAGAGUUGUUGGAUGAGGAAAUGUUAGAUGAAGAAAUGUAUCUUGAAUCAUCCGAUGAAGUCGAAGAGGAGGAGGAAGAAGAAGGGGAUGAAGAUUAA
Molecule: messenger RNA, 1959 nt
Organism: Strongyloides ratti
Lineage: Eukaryota; Metazoa; Nematoda; Chromadorea; Rhabditida; Strongyloididae
Product: RNA recognition motif domain and Nucleotide-binding, alpha-beta plait domain-containing protein
Exons: 1
Coding region: 1-1959 (652 amino acids)
Molecular function (GO): RNA binding
Source: RefSeq, a predicted model, not a curated record